AUGGAGAGAAGAGAAAAAGGUGUGGAGGGAGAGGACAAAAGGGGUGGAUUAAUGGUGGAAAAGUUGAGGGAAGGGGUGUUGGUGGGGAAAAAGGGAGGGCCUAGUACUCCACCACCCACAUGGAGACUUGAGCUUCCAUCUCUGCAAAAUGGCAGUGACAAAGGUCAAGAGUUUCUCAACUUUCCCACUUGUUCAACACUUUCUGCUAGAAAGCUCUGUGCCAACCUCUGGGAAGUUCUGCCCCACCAACAACAACACACCCUACCUGUCAAAAUGAACAAGCUUGGCACCAACCUUCGCCGCCGCCGCCGUAACCGUCGCCGCCUCCACCACCCUAAGGACACAGGUUCUGAAGUGAAUAACAACCAAUUGGCUGAGCCUCCGGACACCCCUUCUAGUUCUGAUCAGCCCGCAUCAUCUAGUAGCUCAAGAUCUCAUGUCGCAGCAUCACUUGUUCAACACUGUAGAUCAGUAGAAAGAAAUGGCCGUGCUCUCCAGCCUGUAUUCCCUGUUUGUUACAGUAGCUCAGAGGAAGUGGGAUCAUAUACAUGUGCAGUAACCCCCACAAGCUCGGUAGACUUCAAACGUAGGAUUGGAGAGUCAAGCUACAACCUUAAAACGUCCACAGAAUUACUGAAGGUGCUAAACCGUAUUUGGAGCCUUGAAGAACAGCAGGCAUCAAACAUGUCAGUGGUGAAGACCUUAAAAACUGAAUUAGAUCGCUCUCAGGCACGGAUAAAGGAGUUGACUCGAGAUAAGCAAAUGAAUGUGCAGGAAAUGCAGAACUUAAUAAAGCAACUGACAGUGGACAAACUUAUUAGGAAGAACAAAGAACAUGGUAGAUUUAAAGCUGCAAUUCAAUCUAUCAAGGAAGAGCUAGAAGAUGAAAGGAGGUUACGGCAGCAUUCAGAAAACCUGCAUCGGAAGCUGGCUAGGGAACUUUCUGAAGUGAAGUCUUCCUUCUCUGGUUGUUUCAGAAAUCUCGAAAGAGAGAGAAAGGCCAGGUUACUUUUGGAGAAUCUUUGUGAUGAGUUUGCCAAAGGAAUUCGAGAUUAUGAACAAGAGGUACAUUUCCUUAGGAGAAGUUCUGAGAAGGGUCAGGUUCAGGUUCAAGGGAAUAAUAAUAGCCUUGAUAGGCUAAUACUUCACAUUUCAGAAGCUUGGCUUGAUGAGCGCAUGCAGAUGAAGCUGGCUCAAUCUGACAGUGAUCUCAUAGAGAGAAGUUCAAUUGUUGACAAGUUAGGUUUUGAUAUUGAAACAUUCCUUCACGCCAAAAGAUCAGUUGAUUUGAAAAAAUAUGGUUACUCCUCCCCAAAGGAGCUCAAGGAAAUUCACCCUUGUGAGCAUUCAUUGGAUUCCUUCCCACUAAAAGGGGCUGGCAGUGCACCUCAAAAUAUGGGUCAGGAAGAUUCCAUUGACACUGACUUUUUUGAGCCAAAAAGGGCUAAUGGUGAAGGACUCCACAAACUCAGCUCAAGACCGCAAACAAACAUGGACAGGAACAUAUCAUAUGAUACUGAGAGGUUUUUUGUCCAUAGGAAAUCAAGUGAAAUUGGAGAAGACAGCACUGCUCUACUAAAUGAAGAGGCCAAACAUAUUCCACAAGAGAGUGAUAGACCCUGGAUCCUGAGAAUGAACUCAAGUCACAGGCCAGAUAUCUUGGUUGGAAACAGUUCCUUGUCAUCAGAGGGUGAUAAGAUAUAUCCUGAGAGUAUUUGCAAGGAAGACUACUGUGUCCACUCUGCAGUUACAGCUAAUGGUAGUCCUGGAAAACUGUGGAAAUCUAAGUUUUCUGUUUCAGAUUUUGACAAGUCUGAGUCUUCUACCAAAUUGCCAGAGGGAGUAAAGGAAAACACAUUGAUGGCAAAACUCCUUGAAGCAAGAUUAGAGGCACAGAAAUCUCGCUGUAGAGCCAGCAAAAGCACUUCUUGA
This is a messenger RNA of Sphenostylis stenocarpa, 1932 nucleotides long. Lineage: Eukaryota; Viridiplantae; Streptophyta; Magnoliopsida; Fabales; Fabaceae. The record is from the annotation of a GenBank genome assembly.